AUGGAAACUCCUCUUCAUUUUGAUGCAUUAUUUAAUAACAUUGAAGUUGCGCAGCUUCUUAUUACACAAGGUGCAGACAUCAAUGCAAAAAAUGUUGAUGAAGAAACUCCUCUCUAUUUUGCUGUUGAAACAAAUAGCAAAGAAAUAGUCAAACUUCUGAUUUUGCAUGGUGCAAAUAUCAAUGAAAAAGAACAGAACGGAAACACUCCACUUGAUAAUGCAAAAAAGCAUAAUUUUGCUGAAAUAGUCGAAAUGCUUACUCCAAAACCCCACUCAGACUCCAACUUUAAACUAAUUUGCUAA
Molecule: messenger RNA, 303 nt
Organism: Trichomonas vaginalis G3
Lineage: Eukaryota; Parabasalia; Trichomonadida; Trichomonadidae
Product: protein ubiquitination
Exons: 1
Coding region: 1-303 (100 amino acids)
Cellular component (GO): nucleus; cytoplasm
Molecular function (GO): protein binding
Source: RefSeq, a predicted model, not a curated record